GAGAAACCAGCAGGCGGCUCGCGCGUUGCGGCUGGACGCUGACAGUUGGGAUCUGCUCACAUUUGGCGGAGUGGUAGCAGCAGAGACACCCGCAUGGUCGGAUUUAUAUCUUUUUUUGGGCAACUCGGCAGCUUAUUCCCCAACCCGUAGUCAACCCUGCCUGUCCUGGUCACUGAGACUCCAGACAGACAGACUGAGAAGACACUGAAAAAGAAGCAGACAGAUAAACAAACAGAUAGGAGGACAGUGGGAGGGAGAACUGGAUGUAAUCAACGACCUCUUGGCUCAGGGACGACAUAGCGCAGUGGGAUAAGCUCUUGUAGAGAGGUGGGCUGAGGGACACAGGAGCACAUGAGGAGUGGAAAUAGCCUGACAGCUACGUCCUGACUGGUAACCUCGUGACCACACCCCACUAGGCGCCUGGCAACUCCAGAGGUGGGCGUCACAAGGAAACGGACAAGGCGUGACUGCUCCUCCUGCAGGCAUGAGGUCCUUCCGUUCCUUUGGCAACGAUGACCGUCACGUCAUGGCAAAGCACUCUACCAUCUACCCCUCUUCACAUGAGCUGGAGGCUGUCCAGUCACUGGUGUCCACUGUCGAGUGUGCCCUCAAACACGUCUCAGAUUGGCUGGAUCAGAGCAGUUGUGACGUCCACAACCAGGUCGACAGCCAGCCAGCAGACAGCACAGAGGAAGAUGACCCUGGCGAUGACCCCAGUGAUGAAGCGGAGGAUUCCAGUGACAGCUACAGGGAGUCCAGCAGUGGUGGAGUACUGUGUGGAGUGAUGAGGAUUGGUCUGGUGGCAAAAGGACUCCUGAUCAAAGGCGACAUGGACUUGGAGCUGGUGCUGAUGUGUAGAGACAAACCCACACAGACACUGCUGGACACUGUCUGUCACAAUCUGCCCACACAGAUACAGAAACUGACGGAGGAGAAAUAUGAGGUGACCAGCUCCCUGCCCGAGGCAGCCAUCUUGGUGCAAACUACAACAGAGCCCAAACUCACACUGAAGAUCACUCUUACCUCGCCAGCUAUGAGGGAAGAGGAGGACGAUGAAGAGGAUGAGCAAGAGGGGGAGGAGGAAGAAGAAGAGGAGGAGGAAACAGAGGAGCAGGAGGAGGAACAGGAUGGGCAAGUGUUGGGUGCUGCUGCGCAGAGAGUGGAGGCUGAGCAGGAGGAGGAGGAGGGGGAGGUGCUGGAUAGACACAGAUGUCUGUUGGCCCUGGCAGCGCUGCGACACGCCAAGUGGUUCCAGGCUCGAGUGAACGGGCUCAAGUCCUGCGUUAUAGUUCUCAGGAUCCUUAGAGACAUGUGCAAUAGACACCCAGUCUGGGAACCUCUCAAGGGAUGGCCCCUAGAGCUGAUCUGUGAGAAGGCCAUCGCCACCUGCAACAGACCACUUGGGGCGGGCGAGGCUCUGCGCCGGGUCAUGGAGUGUCUGGCCUCAGGCAUCCUGCUACCAGGUGGUCCAGGUUUACACGACCCAUGUGAGAAGGAGCCAACCAACACACUAGCUGACAUGACCAACCAGCAGGCUGAGGCCAUUACCUACAGUGCACAGCAUGCACUGAGACUCAUGGCAUUUGGACAGAUCUACAAGGUGUUGGAGAUGGAGCCUCUUCCAUCAAAUAAACCCUCGCAGAAAUACCCUUGGUCUGAUAAAGAAGGCUCAGGGCUCAAGAGGCCAUACGAGGAUGGAGCAAUGGAUGACAAAGACCUCAUUAAGAAGAUGAAGAGGAAUCUGAGAAAAGUCCUGGACAGUAAAGCCAUAGACUCCAACCAGCCGAUGAACGCCCUGAUGCGCUUGAACCAGAUCCGGCCGGGGCUGCAGUAUCGCCUGCUGUCCCAGUCGGGCCCGGUUCACGCUCCGGUCUUCACCAUGUCCGUGGACCUAGAUGGGACCAUCUAUGAAGCAUCAGGUUCCUCCAAAAAAACCGCCAAACUCCAUGUGGCUGUCAAGGUUCUCCAGGCGAUGGGUUACCCCACCGGAUUUGACUCAGACCUCGACCCCAUGAGCUCAGAUGAGAAGUCGGAUGGCGAGGGGAAGAGCGAGACGUCCACGCAUGCUAGCAAUAACCCAACACACUCCUCGGACAGUUCCAACACACUGGAGGUGCGAACUCAGGGUCCCAUAUUGACAGCGAGUGGAAAGAACCCAGUCAUGGAGCUGAACGAGAAGAGACGAGGUCUCAAAUACGAGCUCAUCUCUGAGAGCGGAGGCAGCCACGACAAGCGCUUCGUUAUGGAGGUGGAGGUAGAUGGGCAGAAGUUCCGCGGGGCUGGCCCCAAUAAAAAGGUAGCAAAAGCGAGCGCUGCUCUGGCAGCCCUGGAGAAACUGUUUUCUGGUCCCAAUGCUGCUGCAAACAAGAAAAAGAAGAUACUGCCUCAGACUAAAGGAGCCCUGGCGGCGGCGGCAGCAGCCUCAGCAGUAGCAGCUCAGGUGGCUAGAGGAAGAGGAAGAGCAGCCCUGGCCAGAGGAGCCUUCGUCAGUGCAGCUGCACCUGGAUAUGUUACACCAGGCUUUGGGACACCGUAUGGAUAUAGCCCUGCUGCAGCAGCUGCCCCUGCCUUUGGUUUGCCCAAGAGAAUGCUUCUGUUGCCUGUCAUGAAAGUGCCCGCCUACCCCGUCCCCCCCUACCACUUCUUUUAGCACAGGGGACAUACAUACCAAACGCACCUAGCCUUUUUUCUAGAAGGGAAUCUCAGUCUGUUUUUUUUUUUUUCUUUUUCCUACAAUAUCAGUGAUGGGGAGAGGAUUAAGGACUUGAGCUGAAGAUUUGUAAAAGCGCUUUUUUGGCUUUUUGUUUUCUUACUGUUUCCAAAAACUCUGAAUAUGAAAAAUACUGCAGGUUUAAGUUCUUAAGGUUUUUAACAAAAAAAAAAAAAAAAAAAACUUGAAGGAUUUGUACUGUGAAUUGUUACCUCAUUCUUUU
Myripristis murdjan (pinecone soldierfish) is the source of this 2933-nucleotide messenger RNA. RefSeq names its product spermatid perinuclear RNA binding protein (gene strbp). Gene Ontology annotation, molecular function: single-stranded RNA binding; double-stranded RNA binding. Lineage: Eukaryota; Metazoa; Chordata; Actinopteri; Holocentriformes; Holocentridae. Gene Ontology annotation, cellular component: precatalytic spliceosome. The coding region runs from base 485 to 2650 and encodes 721 amino acids. The transcript has 21 exons. The record is from RefSeq and is a predicted model, not a curated record.